Molecule: messenger RNA, 564 nt
Organism: Drosophila yakuba
Lineage: Eukaryota; Metazoa; Arthropoda; Insecta; Diptera; Drosophilidae
Exons: 2
Coding region: 1-564 (187 amino acids)
Source: RefSeq, a predicted model, not a curated record
AUGAGUCAGAACGACAAUCGCGCUCAGCGUCAGCGUGAGCAAGACGAACGCCGGCUCUCAAUUGAACGCAACAACGCGUACUUUUCCUACGUCUCACCGAUAAUCCCCCCGACAACGCAGACAUCGAGCGCUCCGACACAAGCCCCGCUACCUCCAACAAAAACAGCUGGAGCUAUACCGACAGCCCGCUAUAUUUCGUCGCCCGCUGCACCCGCUCACGCUCUGACUGAGUCAGCGAAACGAAAACCCCAAGCAACAAACGGUACUGCUGCACUACCAGCAAAACAUAACGAAAACGUAAACAAAAAAGCUGGGUCGACCUGGCAGACUGGAAUGGACCGCUACAUUACAAUAAAGCGAAAGCUCAGCCCGGAAAAUGCAGAUUUGAAAAAUACACGCGACAACUCUACCCUGAUCAACAAUGUAGCACCCGCAAAUACCAACAGAUUUGCCUUGCUGGCAGAUACCGCAGAGGACGUUCCGCAGGGAUCCGUUGACAUUGAACCGAAGAAAACAAAGCCUCCGCCAAUAUAUAUCCGCGAGAAGAGCACAAACAAAAACUGA